This is a messenger RNA of Gastrolobium bilobum, 1809 nucleotides long. RefSeq lists its product as uncharacterized. The transcript is spliced from 2 exons. Bases 73 to 1323 code for a protein of 416 amino acids. The record is from RefSeq and is a predicted model, not a curated record. Lineage: Eukaryota; Viridiplantae; Streptophyta; Magnoliopsida; Fabales; Fabaceae.
GUUCCUUCUCUCCGUCGACUUCCCUCUGCAACUGCAACUGCCGUGCGAGAUAGCGUAGCGUGAGAUAUUGAGAUGGAAGAAGAAAAAACAGAGAUCAUAGAUCUAUACGAGCUUCACUAUUCGGACUUAUGUUCAGCUUCAACUUCAAUGGAAGUGGAUUCCAUAAUGGAAACCCUAGGACCCAAGGGUCCAGGCCUUCUCGUCAUCACCGGAGUCCCCAACGCAUCGAAGCUCCGAUCACACCUUCUCCCACUUGCUCGGAAGCUCGCUCUUCUCGACCGCGAAACCCGUAAUCGCAUUCUCAAGGAGCACAACUUGGGUAGUGACGUUCCUUUGAGAAAUCCAGAUAGAAAAGUGUCCUCAUUUGCUACGCAACUGAAAUAUGCCAAAACUUCCGAAUUGACCAAAACGAGUUCUGAAGAGAGUGUUGAACGAACGAUGAUAGAGUUCAAGAAUCUUGGAAGUACUUUCCAAGAGUUAGGGUUUUGCAUGAUGGAGCUAGGGCUUUGCCUUGCUAGAAUAUGUGAUAAGGCUAUUGGUGGCAAUGAGUUAGAACUUAGUCUAUUGGAAUCAUGUGCUGCAAAGGGGCGUCUUAUACAUUAUCAUUCACCUUCAGAUGCUCUUCUACUUAGACAACUUGAGAGGAGCAGGGCAAGUGGCAAAAAUAAUAUCAAUGUGCAGAAACCAUUACAAUUUGCACAUGAUGAUAGUUCUUGUGGAAUUCAUUCAAAUUUGUGGCAGCAAUGGCAUUAUGAUUAUGGUAUAUUCACUGUUCUAACUGCUCCCUACUUUCUUUUGCCAUCUUGUUCGGAGACAAGAAAAGCAGAAGAUUCAUUUCCUGCAUCAUGUUAUGAUGAAUGUGCAUCACCAACUGGACAUACAUUUUUGCAGAUAUAUGAUCCCAUUAAGAAAAGGGUCCUUAUGGUGAAGGCCCCUCCUGAAAGUUUUAUCAUUCAGGUUGGGGAAUCUGCUGAUAUAAUCUCAAAAGGGAAGCUUUGCUCAACCCUGCAUUCUGUUCACAGACCUUCCGAGUUUGAAAAUUUGAGCAGAGAAACUUUUGUUGUAUUUCUGCAGCCUGCAUGGACUAAAAGAUUCUCUAUCUCAGAUUAUCAUCACGGAAACUCGAUGUUCAAUGGUCAUUGUUUAGGGGAAUCUGAUGAUGAACAACAGUCCGAGCAGGAUGUUAAUAAACUAAGUCACGAAAUUCAGAAAAUAGUUCCUCCACUUUCAUCACGGUUGAAGGAUGGGAUGACAUUUGCCGAGUUCUCACGUGAAACAACAAAGCAGUAUUAUGGUGGUAGGGGUUUGCAAUCAAAUAGAUGAUUGGUUUCUGGUUAGUCCUAUUUCAAUGUAUACCCUUCGUCAAAGCAAUAGAAUUUGAGAAGCUAACCUAACUGAAUAUGCAUUCUGGUACUCUUUUUAGAAUAAUCAUAUAUUUGCUGAGAGAGAGAGUUAGACAAUAGAGGACUGCAUUUAAGUUAAUAUAAUCGUAAUAAAUUCGGGGAGUUGCUCGACAUUGGAAUGCUUAAUAUUUCCCCUUUUGCUUUUUGUCUCCCCCUCCUUCCCCUUUGUUUGUUUUAUACUUCGAUUAAGGUUGAUUCCAGUGGUUACCUGCAUGUGCAAGCGAUCUUCAAAUUUGUUCCUAUAGCCUCUAUAUAGGAAUUAAAAAAAUAAAAAGAAAAAACAGCCGAAAGAGAUGACCUUAUUAUGUAAGUGAAAAUAUGCUUUAUCUUCUAGCUGGUAGCCAAUAAAGAAUGGACGUGGAUUUCAUGCCUGUGCUCUUUCAGCCUUUUCCGCGCUCACAUUUGG